UGCCCGCCGUACCACUGUUUUGAUGUUUGGUUAACGAAAACUAAAUAACGGGAAAACGAUCUCAAUCUAAUUAUUUAUCAUGGUGUCCAGUGAAGAAGAAGUUGAGGCGAAGCCAGCCGACGUAGUAGAAUGGGAUGUAGACAUGGAAAAUCAGUUAUUUUACGCCAUGGCCAACCACAAACCGGUCGGCAUCAACAAACAUUUUCAGAUGGCUUGUAUUUGGGAGAAACUCUCAAAUUCAAUAACUAAAGAGAUCUCCACGCAAGAUAUUUGGAAGCACUUAGAGUCUCUUUAUGAUAUAUCGAUGCUAGAUGACACGGAACCAAUUCCUUUUCCAAAUCAUGAGGUCCCAUUUAGUUUACCCGACAACGAGUUUGGCACGCUUAUGAAGCAAAAAUCAAAGGAUGGUCCUUUAUCUGACGACGCGGAAGCAACUCGCCUUGAAGCCCGAAGCCCCUCUCCAAAGGUCUCGACUCCUAGAAGCAGUUCACGGGGCACUGCCUCGAAAGAUAGUACUCCAAAAGUUGUGCCGGCUGGCCGCAAAGACAGUGCGACAGCGCAGCCCAAGUCUCGCAAAGAGAGUGGCAGCUCACACGCCUCCACAGACACACCUAGCAUCAAAUCAGAGAAGGACUAUGAUCGAAGACGAGACUCACGAGACUCCAACGCAUCGGGUCCUCGAGACAGCUCUACCGGCAGAAAAUCAACAUCACAUAAAGAAAGGGCUCCAAAGACUAAAGGCUGGGACUCGCCGCUGGCGGAGGAGGAGGGCGCGCGGCGCGGGCGGCGGCGCGCGCUGGCCGCCACGCCGCCAGGGCCCGCCGCCAAGCGCCGCCGCGUCUGACACACACACACACACACACACACACACACACACACACACACCACAACACGACACAGGCCAGGCCCCGUAGCCGAAUGGCAUUUCUGCGAAACGAAAGAAAUGUCGUCUGGCUCUGUCGCGCCAAUACGCAAGAGCGAUAGCGAUAGAUAGCUACGAAAAAGAUAUUAUCUUGAGCGUUUGUGCAUUCGGCUACGCAGACUGAUUUAGGGCCCGUUUAGACGGUACGACUAAAUCAGGCCUUAGACGGCGUGCGAACGGUAGACGGUGUGUGGUUCUAUCGUAGUCAGAUUUCGGGCUGUUGACGUUGAAACUGAAAAUGAAAUAAUUAUUUUUCAAGGCAUAUUACAAUGCGCAUAUGAACGUAAAAUAAAGCUACGGCGGCUCUAACUACGCCUCAGCCUCGAGAAGAUUUCAGACCCCCCUCAGUUGGGAGGGGGGUAUCCACUAUGGGACCGGCAAGAAACUCGGCGGGCCACUUCUUUUCAAAACAUUACAUCUUAUAAUUAACAUGCAUUAAAUAACAAGAUACAAUUUAACAUGCAAAAGUAUUCAUCAAAAAAAAAAAAACAUUCGGCCAUCAAAUACUGCCAUUUAAUAAACUCGUACCGUCUAAAUGAGACCAUAACCAUUGUGAGAAUAAACACACUAUAAUGUGUUAAUUUAUCGUAUGGCAAUGAGGAGGCACACUGACAUUUUAUCCCGCCAGGCGGCGCCUGUGCAAGUGUCUAGGCAUGUCACUGUCAUGCAUAUGUGAGAGAAAGAAAAAACACAUCAUCUUCUCGCUCUCACUUAUGAAAUUCUUUAUCUGCGCAAUGCAAGUGCAAUGGACUAAUAUAGGGUGGCGCCAUCUGUCAUAUCAUAACCUUUGAGUGUCCCUCCUCAUCAAGGACAGAUAAA
Messenger RNA from Leguminivora glycinivorella, 1741 nucleotides. RefSeq names its product MRG/MORF4L-binding protein (gene MrgBP). Gene Ontology annotation, biological process: regulation of transcription by RNA polymerase II. The record is from RefSeq and is a predicted model, not a curated record. Lineage: Eukaryota; Metazoa; Arthropoda; Insecta; Lepidoptera; Tortricidae. Gene Ontology annotation, cellular component: NuA4 histone acetyltransferase complex; nucleus. Bases 80 to 844 code for a protein of 254 amino acids. The transcript is spliced from 5 exons.